GCCGUAUUUCGUUGAAAUUGGUGUUUUUGUCCAAAAUUAAACUAAAAUACUGUAAAAUAAACAAUUUUUAGUCAAUAUUUUAAGUAUAACCUAUACGUAAUCUCCUAACGCAUAAGUAGUUUUAGUUUUCUGUAUAUUAAAAUGAGUACUGGUCAAGAAGAAAUGCCUGCUGCGAAGCCGGAUGAUGAUACAGAGACAAAAUCUUCAAAUGAAGCUGCUAAAAUACCAUCUACUGAUGAAGUGGAUCAUUCUAAAGACCCAUCCUUUGAAAAAAACGUUUUGAAACCUCUUGAAGAUGCGAAUAAAAACACAGAUUCUGGUUUCAAAGAUCUGGGUUCUGAAUCUACUGAAAAGAAAACGAGUUCGGAAAAUACAGACGAUAAUAGUGAGUUUGAGUUGAAGUGGGAUGACGAUGAAUCUGAUGAACAAAGUGUAGGACCGUCAGAGAAGGUACAAGCUGGUGAGAACGAUAAAACUAAGGCAGAUGUAGAUGGUACAACUCUUAGUGGCACUGAUAUCAUCGAUGAAAAUAAACUGCUUGAGAGCUCACCGUCAAACAACGAAGACACUGCUAAGACUUCACCGUCAAACAGUACUGAAGAAGAAACCGCAAUUACUGAUGAUGUUGGUGAGAUAGUUGAUGAAAAUAAACUACUCGAAGGCCCGGAAUCCGAUGAAGUUGAUGAAGAGAAAUUGCUGCUCGAAUCUGAUGAUAAUAGAGAUGAUUCUCCUUCAAAGGAUAUACAAAUAGAGUCCGUUAAAACUGAUAUCCCUAAAGCUAACGAAAAAUUAUUAGCUUCUACCGAACCUGACGAUACUUCUUUAGAUCAAGCAUCUAACGCUGCAACUGAAAAUGUCACUUCCGACUCAGACUUUCAAGAUGCCAAGUCCAAAGAACUUUUGAGUAAUGAAGAGCUAAAAGUAGAUCCGUCAAAGAUAUUUGCCUGCGAGACCAUCACUAAGUUAAUAAACGAACAUACAUCACCAAUUGACAGUCCAACGCCAUCCUCCAGUUCUAAUAACAGCUCCUCUAUAGACGCAACAGACGAUAUCAACACUGAACACGGAUUAAAUAAACCGGAUAUGAUGCUAGAGAUACCGACUCAAGAGAUCAUUGAACUUUUUGACGAGACAGAUUCCAUUUCUACUCAAAAUGAUGAUGAGAUGGAAGUUGACGAUGCCAGUCCUAAAACAGCUACUGUAGAUGAUAAAAAACCUGUAGCAGAAGAAAAGUCUGAUGUAUUAAUUCUAGAACCAUCUGACAUGUGUAAAGAUUUGGAUACUGAAAAUCAAAAAGACUGUGAUGAGUUUAUCAUUAAAGAUGUAUCAGAAGACGAUUGGUGCGAAAUAGAAAGGAGAUUGGAAGGAUUUGAAGAUUCUUUUAAAGCUUCACAGCUAAACCAAAAGUCUAAAGAACCUGAGAAAGAUGAUGCCAAAGAAAGAGAGGGAAAAACAGAAGAGACUGAGAAUUUACCAUUGACAGAUGCUCAAAAGAUGGUAAUAGAAACUGAGAACAAGGCAUUGUUGAAAACACUCCAGGAUUCUAUUCUAGACUCUACUGCCGAAUUGACUUCUGCUUCAAUGAACGUUGAUGAUGAUGAUGAGUCAACAAGCCAUCUUGAAGAUGAACUUUUAACAGAAUCUCCAAAACCAGCCCAAAAUAUUGAUACAGCAGUAAAAGAACUGGAAGAUGCAGUGAAAGAACCAGAAAAUGCUGUGGUAUCAGAAACAGUAUCACAGUCUGCACCAAAUACAACUCAAGAAGACAUAAUAAACAGUGGAAAAGAAAUUAAUGCAGACUCAAAUUUAGAUAACCAGAAACUGGAUAGUAAGUCAGAUAAUAUACCUUCAGAAGUAACACAGGAGAUUCAAUCGGAAUCUAAAACGACACAGGCUGAUAUCGCCACACCUAAAACUGAUCAGCCUUCAAAUAAAGAUACAACAGAACUAGCAAAUGAAACUAAAAUUGAUGACAAAUUACCUACAUCAAACAUUGAAGACACCUCAGAAAGUGUAAUCCAACAAUCAUCUACAGAAGUGGCACUAUCAGUAGCAGAGCCUACCAAAACAUGUUCACCAGCAGACCAAAAUGAUGAUGAGGUUUCAUCAACACAAGAACCUGUUAAAACUAAAUCACCAUCCAAGUUAAGCGAUAAGGUUGACACUUCUAUACCUAUAGAAGAAGAAAAAGAUACUUCUACAAUAAAACCAGUAGAUAUUCAAGUGGCAGAUAAGAUAGAAGUUGAUGUUAAUCCUUCAGAAUCUAAGUUACCCACAGAACUUGAAGCUAAAAUUCAAGAUGCUACUGUUCCACCAUCGACAGCCAAGCCAAAUGAAAUUGAAGAUACUCCAUCAACUGCUGAAAACACUGAAAAGGAUUCCAAACUUAAGGAUUCAGAAGAACUAGUCAAAGCUUCUACAGUAGAUGACAAUACUUCAACAAUUGAUGAUAAGACUUCAACAACUGAUGAAAAGACUUCAACUACUGAUGAUAAGGCUUCGUCAACAAAUGAUGCCAAGAUUUCAACAGUAGAAGCAGAACCAACAAAAGUGGUUGUAUCACCAGAAGGGUCAGAAGACUCAGAAGUCACUAAAGCCCAACCAUCUGUUCUUCCAAUGGACGUAGAAUUAACAAAUGAGGAUCGAACAAAAAUUAUUGAGCAAUACCCAACUCUACCAAAAGACAGUGAAGGAUCCAAAAUACCUGACGAAAAUUUGGAACAACUAUCAAUGGAAAUUGAUCAAUCAACAGAAUUUAAAGUUCCUUCAAUAACAACUAAUGCCUCUUCAACUGAAGAAUCUGCAGAAAAGACAGUCGAAGAAUCAGCUAUGGAAGUUGAUUUAAUAACAUCAGUGGUUGAAACCCCAGCAAUUGCAAAAGACAAUGAACUGUCUAAUUCAAAGCCAGAAUCUACUGUUGAUAAUAUUGAAUCAUCAUCAAAGGAACUUCAACCAUCAACUUCUGCAAAUCUUGAAUUAUCACCAAAGGAACCCCUACCAUCAACUUCUGCUGUAGCUCCAACAUCUAAACAUGAUGAUGAAACGCCUUCUACGUCAAAAACUGAUGUUGAGCCAUCAACAUCAGCAGAAAACACAAAACCAGUAUCAGACCCGGAUUCCGACGAAGUCACAGAAACAUCUGACAGUCUAGGCCUGUUGGCUGAGUCGUCACGGGUGAUGGAAGACGACGAUGAUCAAGAUGAUGACGAUGACGCCGACAACGAUGCUGAUGACGACGAUGAUUAUGAUCCAGAGGAUGAAAGCAGUAACCAAAUGACAGCAGAGCAUUCCGAAGAUUCGAACGCUCCCUUCUCGGAAACUGAAGCAAAGCAAGAUACUUGCAUAGAAUCUCCUGGCGAAGAAAAGGCAGACUUCAGUUUUGCCAUCAGCGAUGUGUUUAGCAAGCAAGAAAAGGAAAUCGAAGAGACAGACGCUGUGCAAGAUCAGAUUGAGGAUCAGAUUCAGGAUGAUAUCGAAGUGACAGCAGAUGAAGUGGCUGUGGCAACCAUAGACGAUGUAGAGGCAACCAUAGACGAUGUAGAGGCAACCAUAGAUGAUGUAGAAGCAACCAUAGACGAUGUGCAAGCUGCAGACGACACUGCCAUAGAGCAAAAAGAAGAGGAUAAAGAUGAAUCCAACAAGCAAGCUGAUAUAGAGACCGUUAAACUGUCAGAUACGUCAGACAACGAGGCCGAAAACGAGUCUAUGUUGAGAAAACUACUUGAUAAUGAUGAAAAAGAAGCUGCAAAAGAAGAAUCUGUCGAUAAAACAGAACAGAAGAAUGAAGAGCCAUCUGGAAGUGAUAUGAAUAUCGUUGAGUUGGAAGAAAGUUCUUCUGAGGAUGACAUACAAGAAGUGAAAAAUGCUUCCAAAUCAGAAAAGAGCACGCUCAUAACAGUAGACGGUUUAAACAUUACCAUACCAGGGUGCGUGGAAGUCAGCAAUGUGAAGGUCGCACAUACACCUGACGUGAAAGAAGAAGCGGUCCAGGGUACUGAUGAUAAGACAUCAACAGAGAAGCCUAAACCGAAGUUCAGCCUGGAGAUUUUCAGUCUGGACUCAGAUGAAGAAGACAGUGCACCAACCCCAGCAGUGGACCAAAAGCCCACAGAAGAUAAAAGCGUACCCAAAAAGUGUAUAAACAUGACUUGUACAUCAACAUGUAGUUCAUACUAUAAGGCUGAUGCGUCGUGUGUCGCGUACUACAAAGCGCAGAAGAAGAAAAAAGCAUUGGUUUGUGCGCAGUGUGCUGACGUCGUUGUGAAACGGAAUGAGCGCCUAAUCCAAGGCAUCAAAGACCUAACCCCGCUUCUGAAUAUGGACACCAUAAAAGCAGCGGCUGACGUGGUGGAAUUAUCCGACUCAGAAUCUGAGGAUGAAGAUACUACUGAACCGGAGACUUUGGGCGAGACCGGUGCUAGUUUGGUAGAAGCGAGCCUAGCUCAACUGAUUAAUGCCACGUGGGACAAAUUCCGUAUGGAUUCGAGGUUGCACGAUGCUGAGGUAGAAAUGACCAAAGAAAUGGAGAAAUUGCAAGAGGAAGGCGACAAAAUCAAAGCAAUGCUGAACGAAUGCCAAGUAGCCACGGACAAAUUGAGGAACGAUUUGUAUGCUACUUUCGAGUACACGAGGCGCGAGAGAGACGCCAUCAUAAUAUGCGACACUCCUCUAAGCAAAUACUCGUGUUUGGAGUAUGCAGUCCAUCAAAGCACAGGGCAAGUCCCUAUGCCUGAGAAUAGGGUAAAGCGCCGUAUGUCGUCCGCCAACGAAGUGCCGGCCAAACGACCGGCCAUUCCGCUCGGGUACUCGUCGCUAGAUGGCGACACUACUCAGCCUCAAAUUCAGACCCAGACGCAGGAAAAACCGCCAGCGCCUACUAUAGAAACUACCAAACAAGAGGAUGAUAAAGACAUAGCGGUCCUCAAAGUAUCAGUGGAGGCAGCCCCUUCCGACUUGCCCCCCCCGGGAGAAUUAGUCCCGCCUCCCUUGAGGGCGGGGCUUUGUGUGUAUGCGAUGCGAAAUUCCUUCGGCUGCUGGAUCAGGAGCAAAGUCCUGGAGGUCAACGGGAAGAGCUCGGUGGCUGGGGUGAGUACUCGAUGGACCGACGACCUCUAG
Ostrinia nubilalis (European corn borer) is the source of this 5115-nucleotide messenger RNA. RefSeq names its product bone sialoprotein-binding protein-like. The record is from RefSeq and is a predicted model, not a curated record. Bases 142 to 5115 code for a protein of 1657 amino acids. The transcript is spliced from 16 exons. NCBI's taxonomy places the organism in Eukaryota, Metazoa, Arthropoda, Insecta, Lepidoptera, Crambidae.